AUGUAUGUUUCUGGCUCUGGUGAGAAAUGCGUGAUCUGGAACUACGAUAUAUUCGGAUUUGAUGGUGGUAGAACAAGACAAAACGUUGACCUGUUGGCCAGCCAUGGUUUUAUGGUCAUCCUUCCCGAUUACUAUCGUGGUUUUUUCAUCACUCCAACUGAUCCUGGUCUUAUGGAUCACAUAAAGAAGUACUCCUACAGUAAAUUAGAGCCAGAUGUCAAAAGAGUUCUGAGCUUUGCUCGAAGCAGAGGAGCUACAACUUUUGGGUCUGUAGGCACCUGCUGGGGGAGUUUUCUUGUCAUGAAACUCUCAGCAUUUCCUGAUUUCAAGGCUGGGGUUAGCAUGCAUCCCUCUCACCCAAAAAUGAUGGAGUUGUUGGAGGACAGUGAGGAAGAGGCUUACAAGCAAGUACAAUGUAAACAACUCUUUAUGAAUGCAGGGAAUGAUCACGAGAAUCUGUUUCCUGGUGGCCUUGCAGACAAAGUUUUAGGAGAAAAGCUUACAAUUGAAGAGUUUCCUGAUAUGGUUCAUGGCUGGUCUAUGAGAGCAGAUCUCAGUGAACCCAAGAGUAAGCGUGAUGUCAACAGAGCUGUUAAUUUGUAUCUAGAAUUCUUCGAGAAUAAUUUGUAA
This is a messenger RNA of Bolinopsis microptera, 630 nucleotides long. RefSeq lists its product as uncharacterized. Gene Ontology annotation, molecular function: hydrolase activity. The transcript has a single exon. The record is from RefSeq and is a predicted model, not a curated record. NCBI's taxonomy places the organism in Eukaryota, Metazoa, Ctenophora, Tentaculata, Lobata, Bolinopsidae. The coding region runs from base 1 to 630 and encodes 209 amino acids.